AUGGAUAGCGAAGGGCAGAUAAUAGAGAAUGAAGACCUGGCCGAAGAGAUCGAUGCUAUCAAUGCCAUAUAUGGCCCGUCUACGAUAACACUUACAUCCUCGUCUCCGCGUGCCGAAUUGGCCGUAAAGCACACGAUAAUACUUACAAUACCCAGCCACGAGACUGUCUCGUUUCUGCUAGGAUUUGGCUCCAAUUAUCCAACAACUCCUCCGCGUGUUCUUGGACCUGCCUCCAGCGGAGCGAGAGGCGAAGGGAAGAGAUAUGCGGAUAUAUUAGCAGACUCUGUUGAAAGAGUAUGGACGGAGGGGUCAGUUUGCCUUUACGAUUUGAUCGUCGAUGCAGAAGAGCGGUUUAAUGAGAUAAAAUCGGCACAGAACGAGAAAGAAAAGAACGACAAUACUCUGCCAAUAGAUGAACCGUCUACGUCUACGCUCGAAGAGAAGGACAUGCAUUCCCUUGGCCUGGCUACCCCGCCGCCGUGGGUAAUAUCGGAUGCGAUUACAGAGAAGAAAUCUGUGUUUGUGGCGCGAGCAGCGACAGUAGAAUCCAAGGAGCAGGCAGAGAAAUAUCUUGACCAUCUUCUCGCAACAGAAAAAAAGCGCAUUCGACAAUCCCAGCAAUCUUCAAACGACCAACAACAACAGCCAGGUCGCGACACUGUUGUUCAAGAUUUUGAUGACGACGGCGAAACGGCAGCUGGCGGAAGACUGCUACAUCUUAUGCAGUUGAUGGAUGUCUGGGACGUUGUGGUCGUUGUGACAAGAUGGUACGGCGGAGUAAAACUUGGGCCUGAUCGUUUUCGAAUUAUCAACGCUGCUGCUAGGGAUGCGUUGGUCAAGGGAGGGUUCGAAAAAGCUCAAUCGACAGAGAAAGGGAAGAAGAAGGGAAAGAAAUGA
Molecule: messenger RNA, 897 nt
Organism: Trichophyton rubrum CBS 118892
Lineage: Eukaryota; Fungi; Ascomycota; Eurotiomycetes; Onygenales; Arthrodermataceae
Exons: 2
Coding region: 1-897 (298 amino acids)
Biological process (GO): regulation of translational initiation
Cellular component (GO): cytoplasm
Molecular function (GO): protein binding
Source: RefSeq, a predicted model, not a curated record